GGUCUGUCCCUCUCGUAGUUAAUGGUCGCCGCGAGCCGUCCGCUCGAGUGUCGGUCUGAGUUUUCCCACGGAAAACACCACUUCCCGUGGGUCCGUCGUCACUGUACGCGUCGUUGUGUCGCGCAGCGCAGCACGAGCGGAGCAGCAGCAGCAGCAAUCCCAUUUGGUAGCCGAGUGUACAGCUACGCAGAUUUAUAAAAGAUGAGUUCGAGCGCGUGUUACAAAUGUAACCGUAUGGGCCACUUUGCGCGAGAGUGCCCACAAGGAGGAGGUGGCGGUAGAGGAGAUCGUGGACGCGACAGGGACGGUGGCUUUGGACGCGGCCGAGAGAAGUGCUUCAAAUGCAAUCAAUUUGGACACUUUGCGCGCGAGUGCAAGGAGGAUCAGGAUCUUUGCUAUCGCUGCAACGGCGUUGGACACAUCGCAAAAGACUGUCAGCAGGGUGAUGUUUCUCGGCAGGGACCGGAGCUGAGCUGUUACAAUUGCAACAAGACUGGUCACAUGGCGCGCAGCUGUCCGGAAGGUGGCAAUGAUUCCGGCCGCUUCGCAAUGCAGAGUUGCUACAACUGCAACAAGACGGGCCACAUCGCCCGCAACUGCACCGAGGCCGGUGGCAAGACUUGCUAUAUCUGCGGCAAGACCGGUCACAUAAGCCGCGAAUGCGAUCAGGACGAUAGGAAGUAGGAGAUAACUGGAAUCCGUGCCGCUCGCUUAACGAUAAGCCGUUUACCGUCGCGCGCGCCACUACCGGGGAUUGUAGCUAGGUAGGGAUGUGCGGACGUAUGUCUCGUUGACGCGUACAAUUCACAGAGGACGCGUGUCGCCGUCGUCGUCAUCGUCGCCGCCGUCGCCGUCGUCGUCGUCGUCGAUUUAUUAUCGUCGUCGCCGUCGCCGCCGCCGUCGUCGUCUUCGCCGUCGUCGUCGUCACUCAUCGUCGCCGUCGUCGUCGUCGUCGUCGUCGUAAUCGUUCGGAUCUCCAUCUCUCCAUGCUCCCAACUCCCGGAGGCCAGCUCCCCCAGGCCCUCCUCUCCCCUAUCCCCAAUCUCCUUCCCCUCUCUGCCCACCGUUGUUCUCUUCGCAAGGGUUUUCUUUUUCUUAACGAUGUCUUUAAGUUUUUAUUGCUGUUACGCAUACACAUACACACCUCUACACGACAUUAUUACAUGUAUUACUAUUAACGUGUGAAUGAGCGCGUGCAGGAUUCAUCCUACCAACACACGUUCGACAUUUUACACAUGUACACACAUGCAUGCAGCAUGCAUGCAUGUAUGUAUGUAUGUAUGCCGACACACACUUACACAUGUACACACCCCUAUCUAAUAAUAUUAUAAACAUUCGAUUGAAUUAGAGUAGAGACAUAAGUCCUCUGUCCCCCAACCUUCGAACUGUCUUGUGCGCGCAUUGUUUUCCGAUGCAAGAUGUAUGGAUCCUCGGGAAGCUCACGCGUGGCCCCGCGAGACACGACGCGUGUCUGGUCAUCUUGCGCGACGUUUAGAUGUAACGCGCAAGGUUUUCCUUACACGCGCUCCCUCGGCGAUUCUCACAUACGAAUCAAGUAAAUUUUACGGAAUGACUGAUGACACAUGAUUAAAUAUUCAAAGGAAAAAUAAAAUAAUAAAUGCAAAAAAAUGCGAAAGAAAAGAUAAAAGAACAGAGGUUGCCAUCCAGCACCCGUUAAGAGAAAGGGGAACGUCUUUGCCGUUGACGUUGUUCACGAACGGAUCACAAGGGCACAGGCUCACGUCGCACCACUUUUCGUAUCCACGCAUCUUGUAUUCUCCGGUCCUCCCUCUCGAACUCUCUAGCCGACACUCACAGAUCGACAAACGAAGAAAAGAAAAGUAAAGAAGAAAUUCGGAAGCGAAAGCGGGAAUGGAAAAGGCAAGCGAGAACACAUGCCGGCCCUGAAUGCAUAAAAAUAAGGUUUAGUAACGCUAAUUUUUAAUGUGUAAGGAUGUAAUGAGGAUCUCGCCGAGCUGUUACUGUAGACUAUCAUUUUUCUUUUCGCGUUCUUUUGAUUUUUUUUCUCCCCUUUACUUUUGCUGUGGUUUCUUUCUUCCUUUCUUUUAUUUUUUUUUUAUUACAUGUACCGGAUUCACCUAGCUCCGUAUCACGUGUACGGACGAAAGCGAGGCAUAGCUGUAGGAUUGUCAGUGUUUACGGGUUUAUAUACAAUUACACACCGGGUCUCAUACACCCUUCGACUUCGACGCAGUAGGGCGAAAGACAAGAAGAGAGGCGUAUGCUUUCUACGGUUUCUCCGAAUGCGAAACAAAAGAGUUUACAUCGCGUUUAAUAUCAGUAUGAUACGUUCGAAACGGUCGCUACAUCGAUAUGUAUGUAUAUAUACAUAUAAACACAUGGUGGUCUGUACAAGUUGGCACAUUUUGUACGUACAAUCAUAUAAUUGUUAAUAACGAGACUAUUAGAGAGACUCGCGCAUAUUGUUCAUACUGUCGCCGGACCGUUGACGGACCUGCGACUAGAGCGAAACCCACACAAAGAGUAACCAACCUUACUAUAUCCUUACAUGUUGCUGAAAAUACUUCGUUACUAGGUAUAUGUAUAUAUCAUAUACACGCGCGUAUGUGUAUACAUAUAUUUAUGCAUAUGUGCAGGAGCUGUAUUUUGUACUGUAAAAAGCUAGCUUAUACUCUGGUCGUUGCUGGUGACUAAUUCCGAUGACUGCGCGUUUUUCCUUUGUAUUUCACACGAGGAAAAUUCAUAUUUUUCAUGUAUAGAGAGUAUUAUACAUGCUGAGAUGGACACACUUGAUUUCUUUUCGUACGUGCGUAACUCAUAAGUUGUAGAAACAAAAUUUGUAGAUACGAUCGAAAAAAAGGGGGAAAGGUACAUUUGAUUGAUUGUUCCCCGCUGCGCGCGGGGAUUGACCAUUUUACACUCGACGCGAGUACAAAGCGAGGUUUUUCUUAAACGCAAAAAGAAAUGCAGAAGGGGGGUGAAACCGCGAUGAAAUCAUAUUUAGCAAGGAAGAGCCACGACUCGUCCGAUCGCGGCACGUUCAGUGUUCAUAAAGCAAAACGCAACGCAAUUAGAAUAAGACGCUAUUAGAUUCUCCGACUACUUUUCAAAACACCGGACCAUGUCUGCGAGCGUAGUGCGAUGCGCGUAGUUACCAAAUUCUCAAUUAUGCUGGAAGCCGGACGACGAGUCUCCGUUCGAGUCCCGGACACGCGCGGACGGAUCGCGUGGAUGUGUCGUGCGCCUUCCACAGAAAGGAAACUCUGUGCACGGAGACCCACGGGAUCUUUAGCGCGCGUGCGAGCUAAGCGGUUUUACCAGCAGCGACAAUUGUGUAUUAAACGUUCAGAAGCCAGGCGUGCCUGACUAUCUCGGAUGGAAGAGAAGAGGCCCACCCGGGCACGCGUGCCCAGGUGGGUAUUUCGUCGUAUAGUAAUCCACGGUGUCCUGCAACAAUUUUAUACACUCGAUCACACUGUUCGGGACUUAAAGCCGGAUCUCAUUGCGUAGCUUCGGUGUGCUAGUGCUCACGACGAGACUUGGAGAGGAUCAAACAAAUUGUACUUUGCUGUAUUGGACCGCGCAACCUUCGGUGCUCACCAUUGCGUGGACGCGCGUCGACCCAAGUCCUUCAACGCGAGCGUCUACCGGACACGUCCGAGAGAUUGAACGUUCACCUAUCGUCGGUCUUGGUCUUUCAUCAAAUUUUCCAUUCUGGUCACUCCUCGGUCUAACUUGAUUGUCUCUGAAAUACGUGAAAUGAUCUAAUUCAAGUUUGUGGCGAAAGAUGAGUUACGAUUGACCGGACCGAUUGGAUGUUUCAAUCUCUCGAACCUGUCCUCAAGUUGGACUUUUUCUCAGACACUCGUUUCGUCUGCAUGGGAACAUUCUUCGAUAAAUUUCUUCGAUCGAUCACGAGAGAGCAACAGUGGAACACGCGUUAGCCGAUUCCAUCCGCGACGCGCGUCCGACUUGAUUGGUGGCAUUGGAGGUUCAAACGAGCAUACAAAUAUAAUUAUUAUGAAGAAUAAUAAAAGAAAAAAAAAAUCGAGUGCGAUUAGGGCACCUGCGCUUUUGUCUCUGCUACAAGACUUACGUACGAAUAUUGUAAAGAAUACGACUGUUACAGUGUAUGAAUUUAAUUCGACCGGCGGCGCACGCCGGGUCCACGGCUCGACUUAUAUAUUAAACUAAUCUAUUAAUACUUAAAAAAAAGAAGAAAAGGAGAAACGAGAGAGAGAGAGUGAGAGAGAGAAAGAAGAAGAAGGAAGAAGACGAGGAGGAUGAAGAGGAAGAAAAAAAUAAGCUACAAAGUAAUAAAAAGGAUUGUGGAGUAUUCGAAGUUAUGUUUUUAAACUGAAUUUUUGAAAUAGAAUGUGUACGGAGAGGCAA
Messenger RNA from Ooceraea biroi (clonal raider ant), 4374 nucleotides. It is a transcript of the gene CNBP, whose product is annotated as CCHC-type zinc finger nucleic acid binding protein. The record is from RefSeq and is a predicted model, not a curated record. Gene Ontology annotation, molecular function: nucleic acid binding; zinc ion binding. Lineage: Eukaryota; Metazoa; Arthropoda; Insecta; Hymenoptera; Formicidae.